UAGUCGAGUUAUGGAGAAACCAACUACAAAAUGAAGAAGUAAAGUCCGAAGCUGAAAAGAAUCAACGAAAAGGGAAGAAUAACGAAAACGAUGAAAACGAAGGGAUGCUCCCGUACCAAGAAAAAGGUGUUAAAAAAAAAGUUCUCUUCAUACCACAGUUGAGGGGCCAAGUCGUAGGUAGCAAUGAGGCGACGAGGAGUGAAUUUGUUUCAGUAAUACUUAAUACAAUAACAAGUCUUGUCGGCGAUGGCCUUGCGAUUUUCCCCCAAGGUGACAUUGAAAAAAACACUAAUGCAGAUGUAGAUAUAGAAAUCUCUGACAAUAUAACAACUCGCAUCUGA
This is a messenger RNA of Dentiscutata erythropus, 341 nucleotides long. NCBI's taxonomy places the organism in Eukaryota, Fungi, Glomeromycota, Glomeromycetes, Diversisporales, Gigasporaceae. The record is from the annotation of a GenBank genome assembly.